Molecule: messenger RNA, 10669 nt
Organism: Seriola aureovittata
Lineage: Eukaryota; Metazoa; Chordata; Actinopteri; Carangiformes; Carangidae
Product: tight junction protein ZO-2-like
Exons: 23
Coding region: 216-3785 (1189 amino acids)
Biological process (GO): cell-cell junction organization; cell-cell adhesion; protein localization to cell-cell junction
Cellular component (GO): plasma membrane; bicellular tight junction
Molecular function (GO): cell adhesion molecule binding
Source: RefSeq, a predicted model, not a curated record
GCAGUGAAGCCGACAGUUGUUGUGCUGGUCGGACGGACCUCCCUCUUUCUGGCCGCUGGCUCCAGUAGGCUGUCCGCCCGCAGGAACUCAAGCGACGAGGGCGGAGAUAUGUUUCAUUCCAGAGACUAGCCACCGCGCUAACCACCGCUGAAACCCCCUCUGGUCCGGACCUAACUGCGACGACACAGCCUGUUCCGCCGAGGACAAACAGCAGGAUGCCGGUGAAAGGCGGAGGAAGACUGGCCUCUUACCCGAGCAGGAGCGACAACGUCGGAAGCUCAGGGAUGGAGGAGAUGGUCUGGGAGCAGUACACAGUCACUCUGCAGCGGGACUCUAAGAUGGGUUUUGGUAUUGCUGUGUCAGGUGGCCGUGACAACCCCAACAUGGAGAAUGGCGAGACGUCGAUCAUCGUGUCAGAUGUGCUGCAGGGAGGACCAGCUGAUGGAUUACUCUUUGAGAACGAUCGUGUCAUUCAGGUCAACUCCAUCCUCAUGGACAACGUGCCUCACUCCUUUGCUGUGCAGUCGCUGCGUAAAUGUGGCAAAGUGGCCAAAAUAACAGUGAAGAGACCUCGGAAGGUGGUUCACUCCCUGAAGCAGCCCCCCUCCCCGAGUGGAGACAGCUGGGAGUACACUCCCUCCACCCACUAUUACGACGCCGACAAUGACAACGGCUGGUACCGCAACGAAGGCCGGGACCACACCUCUGACAGCAAAGGAUACCUGGACCCUGAGUACAGGGGAGGUCAGGACUACAACCAGAGAGGAAGGAGCCGCAGGAGGAGCCAGGAAAGAACCUCACCCAGCCCGGACAGAUCCAGGAGGGAGGGCAGCCGGGAACGGGCCCUGGACACCAGCGCGGACCGUCAGAGGUACCGCAGCCGAGGACACAGCCCCGGGGACAGCUACCACACGGAAGACAAGUACGAGCGAGGAGAAGGAGGAGGAGGAAAAGGACGGAGGUAUAAGAGCAGGGACCGGCUUAAUGACAACCCUCCAUCCCCUGAACCCUCCAGAGAACUGGAGCCUCUGGAGAAACCUGUCAACGUCCUGCUGGUGAAGAACAGACCCAACGAAGAGUAUGGGCUGCGUCUGGGGAGUCAGAUCUUCAUCAAACAGAUGACCAGCACAGGUCUGGCUUCGAAGGAUGGGAACCUGCAGGAGGGAGACAUCAUUCUCAAGAUCAAUGGGACAGUGACAGAGAACCUCUCUCUGCAUGAUGCUGGGAAGCUGAUAGAGAAGUCCAGAGGAAAGCUGCAGCUGGUGGUCCAGAGAGACUGCCGCCAGAUCCUCGUCCGCAUCCCCCCCCUGGCAGACUCUGACUCUGAUAAUGACGACAUGUCAGAGAUGGAGUCCUACCAUUCCUAUUCUCCCCCAGAGGAGAGGAGGUCCCGCCAGUCUGACCUGUCCUCCCAUUCCUCCAAUGACAGAGACAACCCCAGGGAUGAACCCAUAACGACAGCCAUGAUGUCAGCUAUGGCCUCACCAUUCAGAGUUCCUGAAGACCCCCAUGCCGCAGCUGACACCGCCCUGGUAGAGGAGCCUCCAGUCUCUGUAACCACCACGCCCAAGAUCCUCCUCCGACCGAGUCCAGAGGAUGAAAAGAUCUACGGGCCGAACACAGUGAUGGUGAAUUUCCAGAAGGGGGACAGUGUUGGACUGAGACUGGCAGGAGGAAAUGAUGUCGGCAUCUUCAUCGCUGGUGUUCAAGAGGGGAGUCCUGCUGAGGAGGAGGGCCUGCGCAUCGGAGACCAGAUCUUAAAGGUGAACAACGUUGAUUUUCAGGGUGUAGUGAGAGAAGAAGCAGUGCUCUUCCUGUUGGAGAUUCCUAAAGGGGAACUGGUCACUAUCCUGGCCCAGAGCAAACCUGAUGUUUAUAACGACAUCUUACUAUCGGGGCGUGGAGAUUCCUUCUUCAUCCGGACCCACUUUGAGUAUGAGAAGGAGACUCCUCAGAGCUUGGCCUUCAGUCGGGGGGACAUCUUUAAGGUGGUGGACACCCUGUAUGAUGGCAAGCUUGGCAACUGGCUGGCAAUCCGUGUUGGCAAGGAGAAGCAGCUGCUAGAGAAGGGUAUCAUCCCCAAUAAGAGCAGAGCGGAGCAGAUGUCCAGUGUGCAGAGCUCUCAUAAAGCUGUGGUGGGCGAUCGAGCUGACUUCUGGAGGCUGCGAGGUCAACGCUCAGUGAAGAGGAAGGACCUAAGGAAAAGCAGAGAGAACCUGACCAGUCAGACGCUGGCCACCCGCUUCCCAGCAUAUGAACGAGUGGUGCUGCGAGAGGCUGGUUUCCGGCGUCCUGUGGUUCUGUUCGGCCCCAUCGCUGACGCUGCUAAUGAGAGACUGGCCUCUGAGAUGCCCGACUUGUUUGUUGUUGCCAAAACUGAGCCUAAAGACGCCGGCUCUGAGAAGUCCUCAGGUGUGGUCCGUCUAAACACCAUACGACAAAUCAUUGAGCAGGAUAAGCAUGCGCUGCUGGAUGUGACCCCUAAGGCGGUGGACACCUUGAACUACACCCAGUGGUACCCCAUCGUCAUCUUCUUCAACCCAGACACCAAGCAUGGCAUCAAGGCCAUGAGACAGAGGAUCAUCCCCAGCUCCAACCGCAGUGCCCGCAAGCUGUACGAGCAGGCCGUCAAACUGAGGAAGACCUGCUGCCACUUAUUCACUGCCACCAUCGACUUGAACUCAGCAAACGACGCCUGGUACGGGAGCAUCAAAGACUCCAUCAGAGAGCAGCAGAUGCAGGCUGUGUGGGUCUCUGACGGCAAGCUGGAGGGAGUAGAGACUGAUCUGGACUGCCAGGACGUGGAGCGUCUGUCCUUUCUGUCCGCCAUGUCCGCCGACUACCUCAGCAUGGACAGCCGGCUGACCUCCGACCUGGACGACACCGCUGAUGAGGGCGGGGCCUACACCGACAACGAGCCUGAUGUGGAAACACUACACAUCUCUGCCAUCAGUCGCUCAUCUGAACCUGUCACAGCUGAGGAGAUCUUGCGCAGGUACAGUCCAGACAUCAGGAGUCGUAUGAGGAAAAUCAGCAGCCGGGAAGUCCUCAACAGGUCCAGUCCUCCAGCUGUGUCCUUUCCAGACAACAAGGUGAAACUGUCUCUGAGGGAGGAGCUGGUCUUUGUAUCGGGAUCCAUUAACCCACACCACCAUCCCCGCCAACACCACCCUCCACCCCCAAGUUCCAGCCGAAGUUACGACUCUCCCUCCAGCAGCAGCCCCGCCAGCAGCAACAACGACCCUCCACCAUCCAUCUCCAGUUCAGCUGUCUUUUCCAGCCCCCCGCCCCCGCCCCCUCCCCCGAUUCACCACUUCAACUCCUUCAACAAGCUGCGGUCCCUGGUAGCAUCCCAGCCCCGUGCCGCGCCCACAGAGACUGCAGUUCACCCACCUGUGGUGGCCUGCAGGCAGCAGGACGAGGGAGCAGAUGACAGCCCUGUCGAGGACCCAUCCAUGAAGUCCUUCUUGGGGAAAAUCAAGGCCUUCGAGAAGAUGGAUCACUUCGCCCGAGCCCAUAGGAUGCUGGAACUGCAGGAGGCACAGAACGCCAGGUUGGAAAUUGCUCAGAAACAUCCAGACAUCUACGCUGUUCCUCUGAAGACGGCCAAGCUGGACCACAGUCGCCCUCAGCCUAUCGGCUCCAGCUCCCGUCCUGACCCCAAGACCCCUCCGUCCUCCAAGGAGGGACAUCCCUUCUACCUGACUGAGGAGGUGGCAGAGGAGGAGGCGAUACCAGGAUAUUACACCGCCAACUCUCACCAGUACCAGGACACAGAGCUGUAGGGUCAGAACACGGCAGCAGUGCCUGCCCCAGGCCUCUUGGACGGACAUGUACACAUGCUGCACAUGCAGUCUAUCUAUACAUUCACCAUUCCAUCAUGCCUGCACAAGGCAGCUGCUGACUGAAUUGACUGCUGCUUCUUUUUCUUUGAGGAAGUUAAUCUUAACUAUCCAUAUGGAUAGGAACACGCUGUCUUCACUUUACUUUUACUGUUGUAUUGAAUUGUUUCUCAUGUACCACUUUGAAAUGGUCAAAUGAUCAGGAGCCACUUGUUUUCUUGCCUAUGCAAUUCUUCAGUUUCUGCACAGCAACUGAAACCUAUUGCCACGAGUUCUGCCCUCACAAAAACCUCAAUGCGCUUUAUCACAUCCCUCCCCUUCUUUUUUAAGCAAUUCAGUAUAUAUUAUGACAUACAACGUAUAUACAUAUAUAUAUAUAUAUAUAUAUAUAUACAUUCUAAACCAUAUAUGUAUGUAUGUAUGUGUGUAUGUAUGUAUGUAUGUGUGUGUGUGUGUGUGUGUGUGUGUGUGUGUGUGUGUGUGUGUAUACAUAUGUUUAUAUAUAUGUAUACAGACAGGUGACAAAUGAAAGGAAUCAUCAUACAGUGUCUCAGUCAGAUGUUGUGUCUCCAGAACAGCUUCACUGCUCCACGUCUCUGAACUCUACUGGAGGACGAACCAUUCUUCAUAAACAUAUACUCUCAUGUGGUGGUGAUGAUGAUGAUGAUGAUGAUGAUGAUGGUGGAGAGUGUUUCACACAUUGCUCCUACAUCUCCCAUAGUCCAACUAGACUGAGAUCAAGAGACUGUGAAGGUCAUAGACUAUGAUUUACAUCAUCCUCAUCAGACAUGAGUGACCCUUGUGACCCCCUCCCAUCAGGAUAAAUGUGAUCAGUGAGAACAACUCUGUAUUGAUCUGCAGUGACCCUUCCCUCUAAGUGGACAAGAGGACCAAGACCAGCAAAAUGACCCCACAGCCUAACAGAACCAGUUGACCCCUGUAGGGGUCCAGCGUUCAGACCUGUACCGUUCUCUUGGUGUAGACCUUGCAUUCUUGUGGAGAAUAUGUUGAAGGAUGACUUAUCUGACCACAUCACUUUGUUUCACAUCUCUGUAAAGGAGAAUGAACUGGGCCUGAUCAGCACUUUUAUACAGGCCCCAGAGCAUGAUGGGAUGUUAGCUGCUUCAUUGUACCAUGCAGUGCAGCUGUGUGGACACAUGUGGAUUGACUAUGUUUCAUGUAUUCAGGUUUUUCCUUUAAUUUGUCACCUGUCACUGUACAUAUAUAUUAUAUAUAUAUAUAUAUGUGUGUGCGUGUGUGUGUUUGUGCGUGUGUGUGUGUGUGUGUGUGUUUGUGUGUGUGCGCGUGUGUAUAUUUGUGUGUGUAUAGUCAAGUGUUUAUACUCUGUCUUUGCAUUCCUUCCUAUAUGCCAAUGCCUGUGUAAACAGUAUAUAUCUCUAUAUAUUCUCUCUAGUUACACUGGAAUUUGUUACAGUUUUUUGAAGUGCCUUUUACUUUCUUAGUCCCAUGAGGUUUGGGUUGUCUUUCGUCCGCCCCUCAGCCACCCAGCUGGACUAAAACCUCUGCUGCUGUCAAAGGUAAACCAGGGAACCAGAGACACCAAAACCUUAAUGCUGUCCUCACACGCUGUACUGUCUGCUUUACCUCCAACAGACCCACUACAACACAGUACACACUCCUCUGCCAGUCCUGUCUGCAUUCGUGAAGAGCAAACUGUCCAGUUCAGUCCAGAACAAAGUCUGAGACCAGUCUAAAGUGUUGAACUGAGAUCAUUACAGUUUCAUCUGUACAGGCCCAGUCACUCCAGCAUUAAACCACAUUUAUGGUAAAUCAGUUAAUUGUAGUGGAGUUAUUUAGCUCAGUGGACAAGCUCAUGAAGUAAAUCUGCACAAGACUUUGGUGUCAGGUUCAGUUCUGGUGCCGUUCUGGUACCACUGAACUGUCCUGACGGUUGAUCCUUUAAGGAACAAAGAGCCACAGACUCCCAAACAAAGCUUUGAGCUUGUAGCUUGUGGCUAGUGUUGCACUUUUGUUUAACCACUUCACAGAAGAAGCUUGCAGUUUGGACAGUUAUGAGACAAACGUGAACGGUACAAAUGUGUAAAUCUAUUAUCCUGUUAGCAACCAUACUAACUACCUUGCUAAACUGAGCUAGUUAGUAAACUUGCUGGUUGGGAAGCUAGCAAGCUCAGGAGAGCUUUUAUGCCUGACCUGGGCCGCAUGUUUCCGGCCGUGGGGCGGCAGGGUUUUUCCACCAAAGUAGUUGAAUAGUAAUAUGAGAGAACAGAGUUACUGUCACUUUUCAAAAUGAACAGACUACAACACCAGUGGACCAACAACAGCAACCUGUUCAUAUGGUCAUCAUCAACACAACAUACAGCAGUAGCUUAUAUUUACACAGGUAGUGAUCAUUGACUUUUUCAACCAGGUAUGCUUCUAACCUCCCACCCCCCCCUCCACAAACUGACUCCCUUCUUUCCCUCCCACAGUCAGGCUCAUCAAGGGCUCUUGUACGUUCUGUGUUAAUGGACAGCGAAGCGAAAUUGCUGUUCCUUGCAUUUCAUUUGACACACCGUAAACAAGCAAACAUGACGAGUAGUGUGAGGGAUAUUCACUAAAGCGUCCUCCUCUCUACGUCGAUGUAUGACAGGAAGAGAGAAAUUCCUUUCCGUCAAGCUGUUGAACGUGGUCCAGCUCUGCAGACAGGCAGUCAGGUGUUAUCCCGUGAUGCUGGGCUGUGGGUGAUAGGUGUUCCAUCUCAAGAAAUGACUUGUGUUUUGGUUGAAGGCAGACAUGUCCUUUAGGACACCACAAGAUUCAGGUGAAAACCACCUUUUCAGUUCAUUGACGAGUUAUCAAUGACGGGAUAGUAGCAGUGUCAUCUCUCUGGUCUCAGCUGAAUGAGGACACCAGUGUCGGUGGGCAGGGCCUGUGUGAAACAGAUCCUCAGAUGGAGUGAAAUGCACAGUGGACUGACUGUCUCUCAGUGCCUUUACUGGCCAAACUUCUGUCUUCCUAUAAGCGUUUGAUUGAUUGAUCACAUCAUCAAGUGCAGCAUAGAUUGGCCCCAGUCCUGAACACUGUCAAACCCAUGUAGUUUCUGUUGGUUCUGUUGGCUCCUUUUCCUUCAUUACACACACUAUUCUACUCCCUAACUUGAAAUAAGACCGGGCAUCUAUGGUGUCUUUAUGUCAAGCACUCACAUCAUGUGUAUGGAAUGACUGUAGCUUUAAUCCAGGUGCCAAACCCGUCGCAGCUUCAAAACGCACGGUCCAUGGUCACUGAGAAGAGCUCAGUAUGUUGUUCGUACCAUCAGUGGUUGAAUGACCACAUUUGUAGUCUGUACUACAUCUUGGUCCGUUACUGGCCGACUGUCUGAUGUCAGAUAUGGUGCAGAGCACAAGUUCCACUGCAGCUCAGUAGAGGCAAACUGGUCCUACUGCUGUGGGUCACAUGACGUGGGCUCCAGUUCUUUGUUGUCCCAAUCCUCCCAAUCCUCCCAGUCGUCAUUAGAGUGAACAUGGUUCUGUUGCUCUGCUUCUCCAUGAGUCGUUCCAUGUCCUUUGGAGUAUGUGAUCAUUUACGCUGACAAACUUCUGUGUUCCACCCACACUAGGUAGCUUAAGUAUAUUCGCCAAAUUCACCGCCUUACAACCUGACCCCUGACACGUUCUCACACUUGCUAAAAGUCAAUAAAGAUAAUAAUUUUCCAGAGCUAUCAUUAAAAUCAUCAAAACAAUUUAAAGACUGUAUAAGUAUAUAUGUUCUUUUCUUUUAUAUUACUGGUUUUUGGGUCAUUUUCUGUUUUAGCACCAUGGCUAGCCAUGACCAGUUGACAGCAAGACUGAGUCAUUACAUCAGAUCAGACUUCAUGCGUCCAUACGUUAGGUCGCCAGCUACAGUUGUCAACUAGUCCCGUGAGGAGUCAGUUCAAUUCAUUUCAAUUCAGUUCAGUUCAGUUCGAUAUUUGUUGUUACUCAUUGCAUGAGCUGACAUUUGGAAAUCAAUCAAUACAUCUUAAAGGUCGAUAUGAUGUUAACCAGUCAAUUGUUUUUAUUGGUUCAAACACUUAAACACAUGUUUAAUGAAUUUCAGCUGGAUCAGGUGAACUGUGAAUAUUUCUGUUCCCUCACCUGGAGAGAAAAGGGGCGGGGCAUCGUUCUGGAUGGCUCCGGCUCGUGUGUGUGUGUGGUGUCACUACAUCACUAAGCUCAGCCUGUGUUAGGAUGUGCUGCUGCUCCACUGUCUGCUGUGACUGGGCCUCUCUCAGGUUUACUCUGGUCUCAGUGGUCUCUGGUGUGCUGGGUUUAGACUUUUACCUUGAGAUGUUUGUGGGUGAAGUUUCUGCAGGUGUCUGUUCAGCCAUGGUGGCUGUCACUGCCUAUGACCCGGUUAAAUGAAAAGGUUGCGGAUAUUCUUUUUCUUUUCUUCAACAAACCCCAUGUUACAGAUGAACGUCUCCUGAUAUAGAUACAGUAGCAAGAAAAAGUUAGUGAACAUUUUGGUUUUUUGCACUGAUUUGUCAUAAAUGUGAUCUGAUCUAAGUCAAAAAUGUAGACAAAUACUGUGUCCCUAAACUAACGCAAACAAUCAUAAUUUCUUGUGUCUUUAUUGAACACAACCAUUAAACACAGUGCUGGUGGAAGAAUUAAGUGAACCCUCAGAUUUAAUAACUAGUUUAACCUCAUUUGGCUCUAAUAACCUCAAACAAGAGCUUCUGAGUAGCUGCUGAGCAAAUCAGCCCCAAAUCAUGAUGCUCCCUCCACCCUGCUUCACCUUUGGGAUGAUGAUAUUGGGAUGUUAGUAUGCAGUGCCUUUCUCCACCACACAUAGUGCUGCAUGUUUUUCCCUAACAAGUCAACCAGAGUUUCAUCAGUUCAUUAAACAUUUUCCCAGCAGCACUGUGGAGUGUAAAGGUGCUCUUCAUAAAUCUCAAGGGAGCAACAAUGUUUUUUUGGAGAGAAACAGUUUCCUCUGUGGUGUCCGUGGCAUGACACCAUGCACCAUGGAACCAUGCUCCAUGAUCUCUGCAUGGUGGACUCAUGAGCAGAGAUGUUAACCAGUUCCAGUGAUUCCUUCAAGCCUUUACUCUGAGCUUCUUUCUUUACAUUACUGAGCGUCUGAGUUGUGCCUUCAGAGUCAGAGACGUCCACUUAAAGGGAGAGUAGCCACAGAACUAAAUCAUCUCCACUUAUAGACGGUUUGUCUGUGGACUGAUUGAGAUUUCUGAUCUCUUCUUUUUGUGAGGCAUGGUUCACAUCAGCUGAUGUUUCUUCUUAAACAGCAAACUCAAAAUGUUUGAGUGUUUUUCAGAAGUCAAACUGUCUGUAACCCACACCUCCAAUCUCGUUUCAUUGACUGGACUCCAGGUUUGAUAACUCCUGACUCCAGUUAGCUUUGGUUGAUGCCAUUAGUUGAGGGGUUCACAGACUUUUUCCAGCUUACAAUGUGAUAGUUUGAAUGAUGUUUUCAAUAUGGACAAGAACAAUACAAUGAUCUGUGUGUUAUUAGCUAAAACGGAUUGGGUUUGUUCAUAAUUGUAACUUGGAUGAAGAUCUGACCAUAUUGAAGGACAAGUUUAUACAUAAAUGGAGGUAAUUCCAAAGGGUUCACUUACUUUUUCUUGCCACUGUAAAUAAUUCCUCUGUGCCAUAGAGUUAAAAACACAUCAGCACCACGUGUAUUAAUCCAUCACUGAAAAUAAUCCUCAACAGUUUCACUAUCUCCUCUCCCAGUAAGAUCCACUUCAGUUCACUUUUAUUUGUACGGAUCCAAAUCAUGACAUCAUUACCUCAAGGCACUUUACAGAGUCAGGCUCACAGUGUUACAGAGAGAAACCAUCAGAGUACAUGCUCUGUCAGACUCUGUGCUGUAUUAAGACAUGGGGCACUGUGCCUAGACCUUGACACAAGUAAAGCAGAGACCUGAACCUGAGGACUCUUGUCAGCUGAUUCUGUGGAGUACGUUCCCAAACAAGUUACAGUGAAAUUAGCACAAAGACGCUGACACUUCAGGAGGGCAGUAGCUCCUGUCAGUGGGCUGGUCAUCAAACCUCGUCUUACGGACAUGUGGGCAUGUCCUUCCAAGCAAGUGAGACCCAGCUUGUGUCCGAAAUCACUCACUACUCCACUAUAUAGUGGCUUUGCCAUUUUGAAGGGCUGUCUGAAUGUAUAGUGAAAAUGAUGAUAUUUAUAUAGUGGACUCAUAGUAUCCCACAAUGCACCAAAGGUAGUAGAAAAGUAGUGUACAACGAUGGUAACUAACCAAGCAAUAAAUACCAUCAUGCAUUGCGCUCACGCUGAAAGACAAAGAAUAAUGAAACGAGUCGUGUGCGGAAGUGUUUUUUCAUUCACUGUGUACAACACAUACGACUCCCUGGACAGUGAGCAGGGAGGAGUGAAUGAGGGUGAGAGUGAUUUCAGACACAACCACAGCUUCUUGUAUUAUUCCAAACAAAGCAGAGACUUUCUGUUUGUCAGUAGACUUUUCCCUUCACAGAGCUGACACCUAUCAUCCAGAUGUGGAGCAGGAUGAGAAUCUGCCAGAUUAUUGUGUUUUUUAUUUCUGUUGUGUGACUGGACACGGAGUUAAGUGUCGUAACCUGAAGGUCAUAGAUUAAACUGUUGAAAAGCAAAGAAGUGCGCGUCAACAAUCAUCUCCAUCCCCUGUGGUCAUAGUCAGCAAUAAUCAAUCUCAGUUCCUUUCUUUACUUCCACACGAGUUACCAAGUGCUAACUGUCUGAAUGCUAACAGGUGUGAUGGAGAACACUGUGCUGAGAAAGAGGAAAGUGACUGGACUGUGUCUGCUGAGUUUUUUCCAUGUAUUUACCUUAAAACACCAAAUAAAACAAAAAGUCUUAACCACA